CAUCAUGCAUCUCACCUGUAAGCCCAUCAGUCCCAUCAUGCAUCUCACCUGUAAGCCCAUCAGUCCCAUCAUGCCUCUCACCUGCUCAGACUCUGUCAGGCUGCUGGGGGGGACUGGUCUGUGCUCAGGCAGACUGGAGGUGAACUCUGACCCGUCUGACUCAUCUAACCCGUCCUGGUCCUCAGUGUGUGAGGCUGACUUUGACCAGCAGGAUGCUCAGGUGGUCUGCAAGCAGCUCGGCUGUGGGGCUCCUUCAGUCCUCCAGGGGGCGCUCUAUGGAAAAGGGGAGGCUCCAAUGUGGACCAAAGAGUUCCAGUGUGGAGGCCAUGAGUCUGCUCUCCUGGACUGUAGCUCAGCCUCAGAGAGAAACACCUGCUCACCUGGCAGAGCUAUUAGCCUCACCUGCUCAGAGCCUGUCAGGCUGGUGGGAGGAUCCAGUCGCUGUGAAGGAGACCUGGAGCUGAACCGUGAGGGAGAAUGGAGACCAGUGGCUGCUCUUUUUGAGUGGUGGACCCUGAAGGCAGCAGUCGCCUGCAGAGAUCUCGACUGUGGCUCUGCUGUUUCUGUAGAAGAGAGAAAGGAGUCCUCAGAGAGAGAUGCGUGUGGGAUCUAUCCUCUCUGUCUUCAGUCUGGAUCUACUCUGAGGGAGUGUGCAGUAUCAGCUACCUCUACUCACAUCCUGAAUCUCACCUGCUCAGGACUCCAGGCUGAAGGAGCAAUCGAACCACCAGAGUCUGUCAGGCUGGUGGGAGGAUCCAGUCGCUGUGAAGGAAAACUAGAGCUGAACUAUUGGGGAGAAUGGAGACCAGUGCAUUAUCCUAUUGAGCACUGUACCCUGAAGACAGCACACGUUUUCUGCAGAGAUCUCGACUGUGGCUUUGCUGUUUCUCUAGUACGCAGAACAGUGUCCUCAGACAGACAUGUGUGGGGGAUCAGUCCUGACUGUCUUUAUUCUGGAUCUGCUCUGAGGGAGUGUGCAUCAUUAGAUUACUCUUCUGCCUCCCUGGAUCUCACCUGCUCAGACUCUGUCAGGCUGCUGGGGGAGACUGGUCUGUGCUCAGGCAGACUGGAGGUGAACUCUGACCCGUCUGACCCGUCCAACCCGUCCUGGUCCUCAGUGUGUGAGGCUGACUUUGACCAGCAGGAUGCUCAGGUGGUCUGCAAGCAGCUCGGCUGUGGGGCUCCUUCAGUCCUCCAGGGGGCGCUCUAUGGAGAAGGGGAGGCUCCAAUGUGGACCAAAGAGUUCCAGUGUGGAGGCCAUGAGUCUGCUCUCCUGGACUGUAGCUCAGCCUCAGAGAGAAACACCUGCACACCUGGCAGAGCUGUUAGCCUCACCUGCUCAGGUAGAGAGGAGCUGUGAUUGGUUCAUUCUGUUCUGACAGAGAGGGGAAGCCCCGCCCCUUCCUGUGUCCCCAUGGGAACUUAUUUCUGAGGAAACGUACGGCAGCGAGAGACGAACAGUUUAUAGCGUUUGAAUUGUUCCAUGAAUUACACAUCUGAGGUUUGGACGUGUUAAAGAUCCUCUUUCAGUGACGUAGGUCACACUCUGUUUGCUUCAUUCAGGGUGGAGUUAAACAAGAGCUAUUGAGAUUAGGCGCGUUCACACC
Messenger RNA from Trematomus bernacchii (emerald rockcod), 1607 nucleotides. Its product is annotated as scavenger receptor cysteine-rich type 1 protein M130-like. The record is from RefSeq and is a predicted model, not a curated record. Lineage: Eukaryota; Metazoa; Chordata; Actinopteri; Perciformes; Nototheniidae. Gene Ontology annotation, cellular component: membrane.